GGAAGAAGACAAUCAGGAAAGUUUCAUCUAACGACACAUUUAUGUACAUUUUGAAAAACAUGAAAGCGUAUACGCUUGAUUUUCAAAUUAACUAGACAUUUUGACGUGAAAGGGUGCAUGACCAUUUGGGUAUCAGCUCUCAAGAAAUCAAAAUGCUGAAAUUCAAACAUGUGAGUCAAGGAACCAUGAGAACACAGUCCCCCUCUGUGGAUCCCAUCACCAGUCGAAGCUCCCGCCUGAAUCAUCUGCUGCAGGGCAAAACCAGCUUACAGCGGCAGCAUGGAGGAAGUGUUGGACGGGAGGAGCUGUUGGACGCUCUGGUUCUACUGUUCCAGGAGUGCACGUCCUCGGAACUAAUGAAGAUAGAACAUGUCGCCAACUUUGUCAAAAAGUUCUCAGAGGUUGUGUCAGAGUUACAGGAGUUGCAACCCAGACUGCAAGAUUUUCACGUUUGUGGGCUGGUGGGUCGUGGACGCUAUGGUGAAGUGAAGGUUGUCCGGGAAAAUUCCACAGGGGAGGUGUGUGCCCUGAAAGUCAUGGACAAGGAUUCUCUGAGGACCCAGGGAAAUGUUGUGUUCUUUGAGGAGGAGCGGAGGAUCCUGGCGCUGAACAGCAGUCCAUGGAUCCCACAGCUCUUCUAUGCCUUUCAGGAUCAGGACAGUGUUUAUCUGGCGAUGGAGUACCUUCCAGGUGGAGACCUCAUGGCCCUGAUGAACCGGUUUGAUUACCAUUUUGAUGAAGCCAUGAGCCAGUUCUACUUAGCAGAACUGGUGGAAGCCAUUCAUGCUGUGCAUCAGAUGGGUUAUGCCCAUAGAGACAUUAAACCAGAGAAUGUACUCAUUGACCGCACUGGACACAUCAAGUUGGCAGAUUUUGGUUCGGCAGCCAAACUCACAACUGAUAAAAAGGUUGUAGCUCCUGCAGUGCCUGUUCAAACCCCAGACUUCCUUUCCCCUGAGAUUCUGGCAGCCAUGAAUGGGGGGUCUCAAGAUGGAUACGGAUCUGAGUGUGACUGGUGGUCGUUGGGUGUCAUUGCUUAUGAGAUGAUCUACAUGAAAUUACCUUUUACUGAUAGCACCUCCUGCAAGACCAUGCACAACAUUAGGAACUUCCAGUCUUCCCUGAAGUUUUCAGAGGAACCAAAAUCUUCUAAACAGUUUGUAAAUCUAGUGCAAAGUUUACUAUGUGCGACACGAGAGCGGCUGGGAUUCGAGGGACUUCGGUGUCACCCUUUCUUCUCUAGUGUGGACUGGAACAAUUUAAGACAAGUUCUCCCUCCUUUCGUCCCCACGCUCCGCGCAGAGGAUGACACCUCCAAUUUUGAGGAGCCGGAGAAACCCGCGCCCCGGCCAGCAAAAGCCCAACAAGGAUCCCUGCCGUUGGGCUUCCAGGGCCAGGACCUGCCCUUUCUAGGCUGGUUCUUCAGCAGGACUUUAACAGCGCUGGCCAAGUCUGAGUUAGCUGCUGCUGGCUUCAACUCCCCGGCCAAGACGAACUCCAUGGAAAAAAAGCUUCACAUCAAAAGCAAAGAACUACAGGAAACUCAAGACAAAUGUCACAAGAUGGAGCAGGAGAUCUCCAGGUUUCAGCGUAAGAUGACAGACCUGGAGUCGGUGCUCCAGCAGAAGGAUGUGGAGCUGAAGGCCUCUGAGACCCAGAGGAGCAUCCUGGAGCAGGACCUCGCCACCUACAUCACAGAGUGCAGUAGCUUGAAGCGGAGUUUGGAGCAAGCGCGUGUUGAGGUUUCUCAGGAAGAUGACAAAGCAUUGCAGCUUCUGCAUGAUAUCCGGGAGCAAAGCAGCAAGCUCCAGGAGAUCAAGGAGCAGGAGUACCAUGCCCAGUUGGAGGAGAUGCAGGUGACAAUCAGGCAGCUUGAAGAGGACCUCUCUGCUGCGCGUCGGAGAAGUGAUCUCUACGAGUCUGAACUCCGAGAUUCGAGGCAGACCGCCGAGGAGCUGAAACGCAAGGCAGCGGACUACCAACAGAGAAUCCAGAAGGCUAAGGAACAGGGGAAGAUUGAGGUGGAGGAACUGCUUGCCAAGCUUGAGAAGACCAAUGCUGAGCAGCAGGCCAAGAUCCAGGAGCUACAGGAUAAACUAUCAAAGGCAGUGAAAGCCAGCACUGAAGCCACUGAGCUGCUGCAGAAUAUCCGUCAGGCUAAAGAGCGUCUGGAGCGAGAGCUGGAGCGACUACGCUGCAAGACCGACCCCAGUGACACACUCCGGAGACACCUGAGGGAGACGGAGGAGGGCAGGAAGACCCUGGAGAACCAGGUGAAGAGACUGGAGAUGGUGGAACGACGGGAGAACAAGCUUAAGGACGACAUACAGACCAAAUCCCAGCAGAUUCAGCAGAUGGCUGACAAGAUCCUGGAGCUUGAGGAGAACUUGAGGGAGACCCAAGCCACAGCACAGAGGAUGGAGACCCACCUGGUACAGAAAGAAAGACUUUACGAGGACAAGAUUAAGGUGCUUGAAGCCCAGAUGAAGGAGGACAUGGCCGACAAGGAGAGCCUGGAGUCCAAACGGGCCCAGCACCAGGAGGAGGCUCGGGAGAAAUGCAAACUCAUCAGUGAACAGAAAGCAACCAUCAACGCCAUGGACUCCAAGAUGAAGAACCUGGAGCAGCGCAUCUCAGAGCUUUCAGAAGCCAACAAGCUCGCUGCCAACAGCAGCAUCUACACCCAGCAGAACAUGAAGGCCCAGGAGGAGAUGAUCUCGGAGCUGAGGCAGCAGAAGUUCUACCUGGAGUCGCAAGCGGGGAAGCUGGAGGCCCAGAACGCCAAGCUGGAGGAGCACCUUGAGAAGAUGAGCGUGCAGGAGCAGAGCAAGAGGAGCCGCCUGCAGGAGCUGGAGACCAGGCUGAGAGAGAUGGGCCUGGAGCACGAAGAGCAGAAGCUGGAGAUCAAGCGGCAGGUGUCGGAGCUGACCCUGUCGCUGCAGGAGCGCGAGUCCCAGAUCAGCGGGCUGCAGGCGGCGCGCCACGCCCUGGAGAGCCAGCUGCAGCAGGCCAAGACGGAGCUGGAGGACACCACGGCCGAGGCUGAGGAGGAGAUCACCGCCCUCAGGACUCACAGAGAUGAAAUUCAGCACAAGUUCGACGCAUUGAGAGACAGCUGCUCGGUGAUCACAGACCUGGAGGAGCAGCUGACCCAGCUGAGCCAGGAGAACGCUGAGCUGAACCGGCAGAACUUCUACCUGUCCAAGCAGCUGGACGAGGCCUCAGACGAGAGCGAUGACCGCCUGCAGCUCAGCCAGGACCUGGACCGCCUGCGGAGAGAGGUGGCCGACCGCGAGAUGCACCUCAACAACCAGAAACAGAACAUGGAGACCCUGAAGACCACGUGCUCCAUGCUGGAGGAGCAGGUGGUGGAGCUGGAGUCCCUGAACGACGAGCUGCUGGAGAAGGAGCGCCAGUGGGAGGCCUGGAGGGGAGCGCUGGAGGACGAGAAGAGCCAGGCCGAGAGGAGGACCAGGGACGUGCAGAGGCUGCUGGACAACGAGAAGCAGAACAGGCUGCGUGCGGAUCAGCGCAGUUCCGAAUCCCGCCAAGCGGUGGAGCUAGCGGUCAGGGAGCACAAGGCUGAGAUUGUGGCCCUACAGCAGGCCCUGAAGGAACAGAGGCUCAAGGCUGAGAGUCUCUCUGACACACUGAAUGACCUGGAGAAGAAGCACGCCAUGCUGGAGAUGAACGCUCGCAGCCUGCAACAGAAGCUGGAGAUGGAGAGAGAGCUGAAACAGAGGCUGAUGGACGAGCAAGGCAAGCUACAGCAGCAGAUGGACCUGCAGAAAACACACAUCUUCAGGCUGACCCAGGGGCUGCAGGACGCCCUGGACCAGACCGACCUGCUCAAGACCGAGAGGACCGAUCUGGAGUACCAGCUGGAGAACAUCCAGGCUGUGUAUUCUCACGAGAAGGUUAAGAUGGAGGGCACCAUCUCCCAGCAGACCAAACUCAUCGACUUCCUCCAGGCGAAAAUGGACCAGCCAGCCAAGAAAAAGAAGGGUAUAUUCGGCCGGCGGCGCGAGGAUGUGGGCACCAAUGUGAGCGCGGUGGGAGGCCCCUCGGGGCCGCUGGCGGCGCCGCUGCAGUACAGCGACAUGAAGCUGGCCCUGGAGAAGGAGCGCUCGCGCUGUGCUGAGCUGGAAGACGCCCUGCAGAAGAUGAGGAUGGAGCUGCGCUCCCUCAGGGACGAGACGGCCCACUUCAAGGCGCAGGAGCACGCGCUCCCCUCCACCCCCGCCGCUGCCCGCCAGCAGAUCCUCAUGUCUGCCAUCGUCAAGUCCCCCGAGCACCAGCCCAACCCCAGCAGCCUCCUGGCCCCCUCCGGUUCCGCCCGCUGCAAAGACACCUCCACACCAGAAGAGAAAAGGAGGGUCACUUUUGAAAAGUUUGGUCGUCGUGUGAAGGAGAGGAUGCACCACAACAUUCCUCACCGCUUCACUGUGGGGCUCAACAUGAGGGCGGCCAAGUGCUCCGUCUGCCUGGACACGGUGCACUUCGGACGGCAGGCGGCCACCUGCCUAGAGUGCCACACCCUGUGCCACCCCAAGUGUUCUCCCUGCCUCCCGGCCACCUGCGGCCUGCCUGCCGAGUAUGCCGCCCACUUCUCCGAGGUCCUGUGCCGGGACAAGGCCAGCUCCCCCGCCCUGCAGCCCCGAGAGGCCAGCGGACACGUACGCUUGGAGGGCUGGAUGAAGCAGCCCAGGAAUGCGAAGCGCGGCCAGCAGGGCUGGGAGCAGAAGUAUGUGGUGUUAGAUGGGACCAAGGUGUCCAUCUACGAGACGGAGCCUAGAGAAGACUCUAUGAAGCCAGACGAUGAGUUUGAGUUGUGUCUUCCGGAUGGCGACGUGACUGUCCAUGGUGCCGUCGGAGCCUCUGAACUGAUCAACACAGCCAAGUCAGAUAUCCCAUACAUCCUGAAGCUGGAGUCUCACCCAUACACCACCUGCUGGCCGGGCCAGUCUCUCUUCUUCAUGGCCCCCAGUUUCCCAGACAAGCAGCGCUGGGUGGCCGUCCUGGAGUCAGUGGUGGCUGGCAGCCGUGGCUCCAAGGAGAAGGUUGAUGCUGAUGCGGGAGGUGUUCCUAAAAGACAGAAGAAUCUUUCUCCUCUGGUCCAGAAACUGCUGGGCAACUCUCUGUUGAAGCUGGAGGGAGACGAUCGUCUGGACAUCAACUGUACUCUCCCCCUCACCGACCAGAUAGUGCUGGUGGGCUCAGAGGAGGGCCUGUACGCGCUGAACGUCAUUAAGAACUCUCUGACUCACAUCCCGGGGCUGGCGUCCGUCUUCCAGAUCCAGAUCCUGAACGAGCACGAAAAGCUGCUGAUGAUCACUGGAGAGGAGCGGGCGCUGUGUCUGGUGGAGAUCAAGAAGGUGAAGCAGUCGCUGUCCCAGUCGCAUCUCCCCGCCCAGCCUGAACUCAGCCCCUACAUCUUUGAGACGGUCAAGGGAUGCCACCUGUUCUCCUCUGGGAAGAUUGACAAUGGGACGUGUAUCUGUGCUGCGAUGCCCAACAAGAUCACCAUCCUACGCUAUAAUGACAGCCUCAAUAAAUUUUGCAUCAGAAAGGAGAUUGAGACGUCAGAGCCUUGCAGCUGUAUCCACUUCACAGGUUACAGCAUUAUCAUUGGCACCAACAAGUUUUACGAGAUUGAGAUGAAACAGUAUGUACUGGAAGAGUUCCUGGACAAGAACGACGUGACUCUGGCCUCGGCUGUGUUCGCUGCGUCCUCCCACAGCUUCCCCAUCUCCAUCAUCCAGGUCACCAGAGCCCCGCAGAAGGAGGAGUUCCUGCUCUGCUUCCAUGAAUUUGGCGUGUUUGUUGACUCAUAUGGCCGAAGAAGUCGGAGUGAAGACAUCAAAUGGAGUCGUCUGCCUCUGUCAUUUGCCUACAGAGAGCCCUACUUAUUUGUAACCUAUUUUAACUCUUUGGAUGUGAUCGAGAUCCAGGGCCAUGCUGCUCUAGGGCCCCACUCGUACGCCCACCUGGACAUCCCCAGCCCGCGCUACCUGGGCCCAGCCAUCUCCUCCGGGGCCGUGUACCUGGCCUCCUCCUACCAGAACAAGUUGAGGGUCAUCUGCUGCAAGGGCAACCUGGCCCAGAGCCAGGACACCGGAGACCUGCAGAGGACCGGCUCUGGACGCAGCCCUAACAAGCGCGGCCCCCCCUCCUACAAUGAGCACAUCUCCAAGCGUCUGGCGGCCAGUCCCGUGGUGCCGGACAGCCUGCUGGACCCCGGAACGCCCCACCGCUACCGGGAGGCCCGCACCGAGUUCCGGAGGGACAGGUCCCCUGGCCGCCUGGACAGGGACAAGUCCCCCGGCAGGAUGCUGGCCGGCUGGCUGGUGGGCUCCCCCGCCAGGAACAUGGACCCCCGGCUGGAGAGAUCUCCCGGGAGGGCCAUGGACCCCCGGCUGGACUGCUCCCCUGGCCGGCUGGGGGACGUGAGGAGGGAGAGGUCCCCUGGCCGGGGGGUGGAAGAACGGCAGAGACUCCACACCAACUCUGGGCGCACACCCAUCAAUCCUGUUAACAAGGUAUGGGACCAAUCAUCUGUUUGAGUGGAAUUCAGUCAGAGUGACACUCUGGGGGAAGGGAACGGUCAGAAUGCCAUGAUGCUAAUAACCCAACAGCAGAGAUCACCUUGAUAGCUGUGACUUGCAUCUGUAAACUGACUUCCUAAAAACUCACUGUUUAUUUUGAAUGUCAGGUCCAAAUCUUUUUAGUAGCAGAAACGUUGAGUUCGAAAGUCCAGCAACUGCAGCACCAGUUAUAUUUUUUACAAAGGCUGAUAAAAAAAAAUAUAUGUCUGGAAAUGUAUCCCUUUCCUGAAUGAGCUGAAGCUAUUGAGAAGAGCACACAAUUCCUCACUGUCACAACCAUUGUAUCAUCUCACUCUGCACAGUAGCUAGAGCAGGGUCUGGCCUGUUCAGUUGUAUCACACUGUUCUAGCCCUGCAGAGACACACUUCACACAUCAGCAGGAACUAAUCAUAAUCAUUAACAGUUAAUCAUAGUCUUCCAUUUAGACAGUUAGUUUGUCAAACCCUUGAUGGGAAGAAAGUCUGCACACUUUGUAUCCCUCUACAAGUUGCCCAACAGUGAGAAGGUUGACAUUAUUAAACGUAUCUUAUUUUUACGUAUCCUAUUUUUUUUCUGAAUGGAAAUGGAACUUUAUAAUUCAUCAGAAUGCCAUCUUAACUGUAAAUAGGCAGACCUACUUUUAUACAUAUAUACCAAGAGGGAAUUUCAAGGCUGGAAAUGCCAUGUCUAUUUUUGUUAGAGAAAAAGUCAGUGUCCUCUUGAAUGUCAAAUUAAUGUUAUUUUAAUAUGUCCCAAAUGUCCUUUAUGAAGUGUAAAUUUUACAUCUAGCUUGUGUAUGUACUUAAUAUUUUAUUGGCAAACUUACAUGGCUAAAAAAGACCACCAAGCUUCAAACAUAGUACUUGAAAUCCCUUUUUUUUUUUUUUUAACCAGUGUCCCUUAUAUUGUACUAUUCUAGAAUGUUGUUCAUUAUUAAUUGAGGAUGAAAAUAUUUGUUAAUUUCCUCAUUUGAAAAUGGCAUGGAUAAAUGGUAAAAAUGAAAAAGCAUAUAUUACCUUUCUGUGACUGCCUCAUCUUUGUAGCUAUAUUUUUACUCCAGUGAUCUGAAACGUGUGGGAACUGAACCUGUAUGAGAACCCUAUAUUUUAUAGUUGUCUAAUUGGGGUAACUAAAUACUGUAACAAUAUACAUUAGCAAAAUCGUUAACAUGAAAUAGUGUUACACCCAAAACAAUGACUAAUUAUAUUAAAUUCAGAAUUCUUACCAAGAUUACUAAUUGUUGCUAAUGUUCAGUGUUAGUAAGUAGCAAUUUCACUGACUUUCAAAAGGACAGCAGUGAUACAACUGCAAAAUAAAGGGUUAUCCAUUUUAAGUUGCAGUAUUUUAUCUUCUGCUAUAAUGUUAUGCUUGAUAUGUUUUACACCUGCAAAAAAAUUGAAAUAAUGCUAACUGUAGAUUUUAUGGCACAGAAUAUUAAACAUAUGUCUUUAUCCA
Messenger RNA from Osmerus eperlanus (European smelt), 8039 nucleotides. RefSeq names its product citron rho-interacting serine/threonine kinase a (gene cita). The transcript has 50 exons. Gene Ontology annotation, biological process: protein phosphorylation. The coding region runs from base 153 to 6563 and encodes 2136 amino acids. NCBI's taxonomy places the organism in Eukaryota, Metazoa, Chordata, Actinopteri, Osmeriformes, Osmeridae. Gene Ontology annotation, molecular function: ATP binding; protein serine/threonine kinase activity. The record is from RefSeq and is a predicted model, not a curated record.